Nerophis lumbriciformis (worm pipefish) is the source of this 3427-nucleotide messenger RNA. RefSeq names its product RE1-silencing transcription factor (gene rest). NCBI's taxonomy places the organism in Eukaryota, Metazoa, Chordata, Actinopteri, Syngnathiformes, Syngnathidae. Gene Ontology annotation, cellular component: nucleus. The record is from RefSeq and is a predicted model, not a curated record. Gene Ontology annotation, biological process: positive regulation of transcription by RNA polymerase II.
GAUGACGUCAUCAGGGCGACGUCAGCGCUGUGCAGGAAUGUGCGCAAACUUUGACUUCUUUCUCCUCCUUCUUCGCCGCCCUCGACCUGUUUAAAGUUGGCUCAAUCUCGGCGGCACCUUCGAGAAGGUCGCGGCGGGAGCGUGGCAGGAAGUCAACAUGGCCACAUCCUCCAUGUUCUCCAUGGAGCCUUUUCCUGUUGGUGUUUCCAUGAUGGACACCGAUCAGAACCUCGGUGAGUUGGACAGAAAUUCUGCCGCCCCUCAACUGGUGAUGCUGGCCAACGUGGCGGUGGAGGGUUACGGCGAGGGCAGCGUGGCGGACGAGAAGGAGAUGAUGGAGCUGAUGACGGUGGGCUGCAGCUACUCAGACAGCGAGGAUGAGAACGUCAUCAGGUACACUUACGACAACGGAAACCCCGGUGAGGUCUGCAGUGUGGACUACUCCGAGACUGUGGGCCUUUGUGCUGUUCAAGGACUAAAUGAUGGCCAGGAGGACAAGAACUUGUCCCAAGACUCUGAAGAACCCAAAGCCCAGGCGGACCCAAAGGCCAAAGACGGGCCCCCUGGGCGGGUCCUGUCAGAGGCCGUGAAGAAGAAGAAGCCUCUUCAUUGUAAACCCUGUCAGUUCCAAGCUGAGAACGAGGAGGAGUUUGUGGAACACCUGAGGACACACGCCAGCAAGAAGAUGAUGGUGAUCAACCGGGUGAAGGGGCGGAGCAAAGGUCAAGAGGCGGAAGCAGGCCAAGGUCAGUCGGCGUCAUGCGAGGAGGAGGAGGAGGAGGAGCCCAGCGCUGAGAGCAAAGGCUUGAUUUGCUGCGAACGCUGCGGCUACAACACCAACCGCCUGGACCACUACGUGGCACACCUGAAACACCACACCAAGGAGGGCGACGACCACAGGGUGUUCAAGUGCACCUUGUGUGCAUACAGCACCAUCAGUCAGUACCACUGGAGGAAACACCUGAGGAACCAUUUCCCCAGCAAGCUGCACACCUGCACUCAGUGUUCCUACUACUCAGACCGCAAGAGCAACUACAUCCAGCACAUCCGCACACACACAGGUGUGCGUCCUUUCCAGUGCCCGUUCUGCCAGUACUCCAGCUCCCAGAAGACACACCUGACCAGACACAUGAGGACUCACUCAGGUGAGCGACCCUUCAAGUGCGAGAGCUGCGACUACCUGGCGGCCAAUCAGCACGAGGUGACCCGCCACGCCCGCCAGGUCCACAACGGUCCUAAGCCCCUGGUGUGUCCCUACUGUGACUACAAGACCGCUGACCGCAGCAACUUCAAGAAGCACGUGGAGCUCCACCUCAACCCUCGCCAGUUCCUGUGCCCGCUCUGCAAGUACGCCGCCUCCAAGAAGUGCAACCUGCAGUACCACAUCAAGUCUCGCCAUGCGGGUUGCCAGGUCACGCUGGACGUCUCCAAGGUCAAGCUGCGCCUGAAGAAACACCAGUCCUCCACCAAGAUGGACGAGGAGGAGGAGGAGGAGGAGGAGCUGGACCAGGAGCACAAAUCCUCAGACCCCAUCAAGAAACACCAGUCCUCCACCACCAAGAUGGACCACGCCGAGGACUUUGAGGAGCAAAAAUCCUCAGACCCCAUCAAUCUGUCCUUGGACCAAGGGCAAGAACCCAAGGAAGUUCCCAGGAAAAGUAAGGUGGCCAAGACCGACAAGUGGGAGGGCAGACCAAAGAAGACCAAGGAGAACCACCAGGACGUGAGCGCCACCAAGACCAAGAGAAGAGUCAAGAAGGCAGCAGCUGAUGGACCACCUGACCCGCCUCAAGAUGGCCACUGUGUGCAGACAAAAGUGGGAGGAGCUGAGAAGCCUAGAAGAGCCAAACCAGAAGAACCCGCUCAGACUCUGGUCCACCAGGAGCGUCUUCAGAAGAGAGAAAAGGACAGGAAGAGAAAAGCGCCGGACCUUUCUUCAGAGUCCUCCAGCGUGCCCGCCCCCAAAGCCCGGCGGGUCAGACCUGGCAGCAAGUCCACUUCCAAAGACCAGGUGAGCCUUGAGUCCGCUAAGAGGACCAGGAGGUCCACCAGGAAGUCCCCGCUAAAGGUGCAAGAAGAUGCACAGGAACGCCCCGUCGACGCCACAUGUCAGGUGAGCACCACGCCACACCCCAGUGAAGACCUCCCCCCUGUGGCUCCGCCCACUCCACCCAUCCACCUUUCCUCGCCGCCACCGGACAAAACGGUCGAACCCGAAGACGACGAAGGUGUCCACAGCAGCCACGAAGGAGCCAGCGACAUCAGCGACAGCGCCUCGGAAGGCAGCGUGGACUCUGGCCUCAACAGCAACGCCGCCAACAACGACCCCGAGACCCCCACCCAGGAGAUCCCCUCCCCCACCCAGCUGAAAAGUCACAUGUGCAUCUUCUGUGACCGCCACUUCCCCCUGGAGGCCGAGUACCGCCGCCACCUCAACCGCCACCUGGUCAACGUCUACUACAUGGACGACCAGUAGGAUGAUGUCAUCAUGUAGAACUACAUGGCCCACCAGUAGGAUGAUGUCAUCAUGUAGACUACAUGGACGAACAGUAGGGUGAUGUCAUCAUGUCGACUACAUGGACGACCAGUAGGAUGAUGUCAUCAUGUCGACUACAUGGACGACCAGUAGGAUGAUGUCAUCAUGUCUACUACAUGGACGACCAGUAGGAUGAUGUCAUCAUGUCUGCUACGCGGAUGACCAGUCGGAUGAUGUCAUCACGUCUACGACAUUGACGACCAGUCGGAUGAUGUCAUCACGUCUGCUACAUGGACGACCAGCAGGAUGAUGUCAUCAUGUAGACUAUGUGGACACCCAGUAGGAUGAUGUCAUCAUGUCUACUACAUCGACGCCUAGUAGGAUGAUGUCAUCAUGUCUACUACAUCGACGCCUAGUAGGAUGAUGUCAUCAUGUUUACGAUAUGGACACCAAGUCGGAUGUCAUCACAUGGACGCCUAGUAUGAUGAUGUCAUCACAUGGACUACAUGGACGCCUAGUAUGAUGAUGUCAUCACAUGGACUACAUGGACGCCUAGUAUGAUGAUGUCAUCACAUGGACCGAUGCUACGGUCAAAGGUCAACAGCAUGGAUUUUCUCUGACAAUCAGACCUUUUUUUCCCUUCUACUUUCUGAGCGCUUGUCAGACUUUGUGCAAUAAAUCAUUUUUCAUAUCAACAAUGUUGUUAGUUGUGUGGACACAAGUUGUGUUGAUGUGGUCAUUGUUAGUUUGUGUGCACACAAGUUGUGUUGAUUCAACUCACAACCUCCAUCCAUCCAUCCAUUUUCUACCGCUUAUUCCCUUUGGGGGCGCUGGGGCCUAUCUCAGCUACAAUCGGGCGGAAGGCGGGGUACACCCUGGACAAGUCGCCACCUCAUCGCAGGGCCAACACAGAUAGACAGACAACAUUCACACACUAGGGACCAUUUAGUG